Owenia fusiformis is the source of this 848-nucleotide messenger RNA. NCBI's taxonomy places the organism in Eukaryota, Metazoa, Annelida, Polychaeta, Sabellida, Oweniidae. The record is from the annotation of a GenBank genome assembly.
CGAAGAGGAAAAGGACGGAAAGCUAUAAAACGUAGAGGCAGAAAACCAAGGGGUAGAAAGGCUGUGAAACGAAGAGGCAGGAAAGGGAGAGGACGGAAAGCUAUCAAACGAAGAGGCAGAGGACGGAAAGCUAUAAAACGUAGAGGCAGAAAACUAAGGGGUAAAAAGGCUGUAAAAAGGGGGAGGAAACGAAAAGGACGGAAAGCUAUCAAACGUAGAAAUAGAAAACAAAAGACUAACAAGGCCGUCAAACGAGGAGGCAGAAAACGUAGAGGACGGAAAGUUAUCAAAAGUAGAGGCAGAAAACCAAAGGGUAGAAAGGCUGUUAAACGAAGAGGCAGGAAAGGAAGAGGACGGAAAGCUAUUAAACGGAGAGGAAGAGGACGGAAAGCUAUAAAACAUAGAGGCAGAAAACGAAGAGGACAAAAAGCUAUCGAACGUAGAGGCAGAAAACCAAGGGGUAGAAAGGCUGUCAAACUAAAAGGUAGGAAACGAAAAGGAUGGAAAGCUAUCAAACGUACAGGCAGAAAACCAAGGGGCAGAAAGGCUGUCACACGAAGAGGAAGGAAACGUAGAGAACGAAAAGCUAUUAAACGAAAAGGCACAAAACCAAGGGGCAGAAAGGCUGUCAAACUAACAGGUAGGAAACGAAAAGGACGGAAAGCUAUCAAACGAACAAGCAGAAAACCAAGGGGCAGAAAGGCUGUCAAACGAAGAGGCAGAAGACCGAGGGGCAGAAAGGCUGUCCAACAAAAAGGCAGAAAACAAAAAGGACGGAAAGCUAUCAAACGUAGAGGUAGAAAACCAAGGGGUAAAAAGGGUGUCAAAAGAAAAGGACGAAAACGAAG